Molecule: messenger RNA, 4827 nt
Organism: Plasmodium malariae
Lineage: Eukaryota; Apicomplexa; Aconoidasida; Haemosporida; Plasmodiidae
Product: conserved Plasmodium protein, unknown function
Exons: 1
Coding region: 1-4827 (1608 amino acids)
Biological process (GO): positive regulation of DNA-templated transcription
Cellular component (GO): SWI/SNF complex
Source: RefSeq, a predicted model, not a curated record
AUGUUUACAAAGAGAAAAAUAGGAAAGAAAAAUACCAAGAAGAAUUUAGACGACGAUUUGAAUUGUAAUUAUAAUGAGGAAAAUGCAGAUGGACAGUUAACGAAGGAAGAACAAAGAUUUACUACAAAUAUACAUGCACAAGGUCAGAACGAUAGAGAUAAUAUAAGUUCAAGUAAGUCUCUACGUGAACCUCUAAGGGAGGAAGGACUGGAGCUGAUAUGCGCUGAAGUGGGAAAAAAUAAUAAUAAACUUGAUGAUAAGCGAGGUGCUACAUAUGUGAACAGGAGUGAGUCCUAUCAUGAGCAGCGCCAUAAGCAGCAUCCUGAGGAAGAACACAUGGGAAUGAAUCGCGAAGAUAAACAUACACUAUGUGAACAUGGCAAUCCUAUGGAAAAAGAGGUAAAUGAGAAAGAGAAAACAAAAAAAAAAAAAAAGAUAAAUUAUAGAGAAAGAAAAAAGGAGGAAGAAACAAAUAGAGUAAAUAAGAUGAACACAAGUUUUCACAUAUACAGUGAUGAAGACACGGACAGUUACAUAACUAUUAAGAAGAAGAAAAACAAAAAAAAAGAUAUUAAACAAGUAGACGUUUCGAAAGAUUUGAUUAGAGAUACAAUAGACGUUGUUACAAGUAUUAACCUGGAGAGAAACGCGGAUCAAAAUUGGAAAAAUAAAAAUUAUUCUAAUGAAGAAGAUGUUUCAAAUGGUCAUCCAGUCAUCUACGAAGAGGAUGAAGAAGAUGUAGAUGAUAAAGAAGAUGUAGAUGAUAAAGAAGAUGUAGAUGAUAAAGAAGAUGUAGAUGAUAAAGAAGAUGUAGAUGAUAAAGAAGAUGUAGAUGAUGAAGAAGAUGUAGAUGAUGAAGAUGAUGAAGAAGAUGUAGAUGAUGUAGAUGAUGAAGAAGAAAAAAAAAAAUUAAAGUUCGAACAAUCUGUUAAGCAAAGGCACUUUUAUAACAAAAAGACAUAUAGAAAAAUCAACAAAGAAAAUGAUGUUAACUCAUACAAUAUAAAACAUCAUGUAUAUGUACAACAGGACGGAUAUGUAUCUAGAACUGAUAUUGGUUCUUCAGAUGGAAGCAGUUAUGGUCAGUGCACGUUUAACUUGAAAAGGGUUAACAAUAUUUUGAGUGAACAGGCUGUGCACUUGACUGAUGUGAAGGAUCCUCAUCGUAUAGACCAUAAAGGGAACGACGGAAAGGUGAUCCCCCCUCAAGAGAAAUUAAAUUUCGAAAGUGCUGCCAUAAGUGCGAGCAGUGAGAAUGUAGUGAUGGAUGCUGGCUAUGAGAACCUAUCGAUGAAUGCAUCCCUAAAUGUUGACGAUGAAAUCAUCGCCAUAAACAUGGAAGACGAAGGUGAUGAUACGGAAAACGAGGAAGAAAGAAAAUUAAUUGAAGAAAUAAAAUUAAAAAAGAAAAUACUAAGGAAAAAGAAGGAAAUUAACGAAAGUAAUUAUUAUCCCUUUGAUGGAGAGGACAACUAUGGCAUUAACGAAGAAAACAACAAUGGUGAUUACCACCACGACGAUUACAACUAUGAUGAUAGCUAUGGUGGACUCUCUCCUCUUUGCGGUAUUGAAAAAAAAGAAAAAAUUAAAAUUUACACAAAUGAGCAAACGAAGUGUACGAUGGAGGACGAUUUUGACAUUGACGACAUUUACAAUUACGAAACUGUGAAUGAAAUGAAAAAAAGGUUGUUAUUGAAAAAAUGUAGAAAUAAAGAUAUAGAAAAUUUAUAUGAACAGGGGAAUAACGAUGCAGACAUAAAUACUUUAUUCUACGAUUAUUUAAGGUCAAACGGAGGAGAAGAGGAAGAAAUAGAUAAUGCCAUAUAUAGUGAUAUAAAAUUAGAAGGUCGUUAUGAUCAGCAUGAAGACGAUAAGAUUAACAAAAUUGUUGGGAGGAAACUUGUUUCUGAGAUAAAGAGGUACAAGAAGGACAAUAUUGAAUAUGUGAUAGACCCUUAUGUGAAUGAAGAUACUAACAUAAAGUAUGAUUCCUCGUUCGAUGUAGCAAAGGGGGAGUUUGCUACUUGUACGAAAACGAACAUAAAUAAAGACGGUAUUGUAAAUUAUGUAAGUAAGGAAGACGAUUCUUGUAAACCGAAUAAUGGAAAAAAAAGUGUUAUCGAGAAGGACCUAAAUGUAUCAGCCAUUCCUUCAUUUGAGGAAGAUCUUACAAGUAAUUACCUUUACAUUAAUGAAAAUAAAAAAUUAUUUGAAAAAAUUAAAAAUGCUUUUGAUAACAAAGCAGUAUGCAACCUGCAGAUUAUAAAAAUGCAUAAUUAUAUAGAAAAAUUAUUUAGUGAGUAUAAAACUAAAAUGAAAGAGUCCAGUCGAGUAAAAAAAUUAGAGAGUACAAUGCAAAAUGAGCAUAACCAACUAACAACUAUUUGUAGAAGAAAAAAAAGAGAAAUAAUUACGUGCACUAUUUUUUUCUAUUUUGUUAUCAAUUUAACAAAUCUUAUUUUUGAUAAAUAUAAAUAUGUCGAAGAUGCAUUAAUAUCAUUGCAUAAUUUGGAAAGCACUUUUCAUUUAAUAUAUCAUAAUCUCAAAUUGUAUUUGUAUAAAGAGUAUUAUGAAAAGUUCAAGCUUACAUUUAUAAAGGAUUAUAUUUUUAACUCCAAAUAUUAUAUAAAUAAAAAGGAAAAAAGUAAACGUGAUCAGUUAAAGUUGUUAAUGCGUAAUAAAAUUAUUAAUAAUUAUGAAUGUGUUAAUGAAGUCAUGUUAGUUAAUGAACAUAUUGUCAAUGAGGUAACUGAUCAUCAGCAUUUUAACAACUCAUUUUUACAAUACAUGUUUGAUGGAUUUUCAAGUAACUAUUCAACUGAUUCGUCUACUGGGAUUGAAUCUUCCUCCAGUCUUACAUCACUCGAUAUGGCUACUUCUCCAGCCUCAUCAUUGAAUAGUUCCAGAGGAAUGGGUAAAUCGGAUAAGAGGAAGGGGGUAAAAAAAGAAAAAAAGGUACACAACAUUACUGUGCAACUAAAAAGAGAAGCGGGAAAUGCUAGUGAACACGCAAAAAUUGAAGAGAAAAAGGAAAAAUUAGAAAAAGAGAAAUAUUUUCAAACAGUAAAAAUGAAAGACAUAAAAAAUAAAUUUUUGGUAGCAAUUAAAAAAAUAUUUGAAAAUGUUAACAUUUAUUUUUUAAAUUUUAAAAAUGUUAUAAAAUAUUUCUAUUUACUAAAGUUGUAUAAUUAUGAAUUUUAUAAAAAUAAUAAUUGUGCUGCUUGUUUUGAUGACAUACUUUUUUUUUUUGUAAGAUGUGAAUUAUUAUAUUGGGAUCCUCUUUUUCAAUUCUCUUUAAAAAAAAAAAAAAAAAUUGACAUUCUGCAUUUUUAUGAAAAUAGAAUGACAAAUAAAUCCUUUGAUCAAAAUUUUUUCAUGAAUGAGCAUGUGCAUAAGCUGGACGGGAGGUUAACAAACAUGCACACAGGUUAUAGGAAGCAGGAACAGGAGCAGCAGCAGCAGCAACAGCAGCAACAACAGCAACAGCAGCAACAGCAGCAGCAGCAGCAACAGCAGCAACAACAACAACAGCAACAACAACAGCAGCAACAACAACAACAGCAACAACAACAACAGCAACAACAACAACAGCAACAACAGCAACUGUAUUUAUUAUAUUCGUCCGGAACCCCUACCCAAAAUUACGGUACUAAUACGCAUGCAAGAAGUGAAAGUGACAAGGAUUACGGCUCCUCCUCAUCAAGAUCGGAAAAUAAUUUUUCCAUGAGUAGUUCGAACCUUGAGAAUGAAGAAAGCGUGCAUGUGAAAGAAGAUGAAGGUGUCGAAAGAAGCUCAAAUGGAAAAAACGAUGGCAGCGAAAGAAGCUCAAAUGGAAGAAGCGAGAGUGAGAAUAGACGUCCCUCCCUUUUUAAAAAUGACGACUUCAGGAAAAAAAAAUACAAACUUGAAAGAAAUUCCUUUCAUCAUAACCCAUGCAUAAAAUCUUUUGAGUGGUACAAAUUUAUGGAUGAGUUAAGGAUUAUAUAUGACACUUGUAGCGAAAAACAAAUUCUACAAAAGCUAUAUUACUAUAUUCUUAACAAGCGUGUUUUUGAAUUGAUAGGCGUCUGGAGCCCGUUAUCGCUUAAACAGAGCUACAAUUUAUAUGUCAUAAUCAGAGAUUAUGUGUUAUAUAAUAGUGGUAAUAAUGGUAGUAAUGCUGAUAGUAAUGGUAGUAAUACUGAUAAUAAUGGUAAUAAAGAUGAUAGUAAUGGUAGUAAUACUGAUAAUAAUGGUAAUAAAGAUGAUAGUAAUGGUAGUAAUACUGAUAAUAAUGGUAAUAAAGAUGAUAGUAAUGGUAGUAAUACUGAUAAUAAUGGUAAUAAAGAUGAUAGUAAUGGUAGUAAUACUGAUAAUAAUGAUGAUGAGCAUCAAGAGGGGAGAGUAUUACUAAUUCAGAUAUUAAAAGAGAAACUCAACUGCUAUAUAUGCACAUUUUUGCAAUGCUAUAAAAAUACAAAUAAUAGCCAAAAAAAAAAAAAUAUUUUUUUAAUGAGAUGCUUAAAAAUUUUGAAGUCCAUAAGAAAUAUUGUGUUAUUAUUAAAUGACAAAGAAUUAUAUGAUAUUAUUAAGAAAAUAUUUUAUGAUUAUGUUUUAGCGAAUUAUGAUUAUUCUAGUAAGUUUCAUAAUUUAACACUAUCCGUAAUAAUACAUAUAAUAAUUUCUAUAAACAAGGUAGGUGAAGACAAUUCACAUGAUGCCAGUGGGAUUAAUCAUAAUUUAAUUGAUGAUAAUUUUUAUAGGGACAUUAUGGAUAUAUGGAAUAAAGUUAUGACAAAAUUAAAAUCAGAUCAAUUUGAUGCUGAUAGGAUCAAGAUGGAAAAUUAG